AUGACGCCCCGAAAGUCCCCUUCUCUUCUCCACGCUACCAGAGGCCUUUUUCCCUUUCAGAGAACCCAGUGCCGUAAGUCUUUUAGGAGGUGGAGCAGUUUGGCACAAACGGAAGAGGAGGGGCCAAGCUGCUUCUGGUGGCUGACGGUCGACAGGCCGGAGCCAGGCGAGGCCUUGCUUAGGACCACUAGUCAUUGGCAACACGGCCAAGAUCAACUGCAACAACCUCAGGAAUCACAAGAGCAGCAAUGGCGCAGGAGAUCUCUUCACGUAAGGCUGCACGGUAAACCCGUGGGACAAGCAGCAGCUCAGUCAUUGCAUCGCAGGGGGCAGCGCCAGUGGCAGGAGGAGCAGCGGCACAGGAAAUCUCUGCACUUCAAGGUGCACCGAGGCUCGCUGAACCCAGUAAAUGGCGAACAACUGUUACAGCAGCAGAAACAGAAGAAGGAAACGCAGCGACACCGGCAAUCUGUGCACUUCCAGUUGCACUCUAGCUCUUCGGAGUCAAACAACAGCGACACAGGAGGACCAUUGAAGGAGCAGCAAAUGCAGCGGCAACGUAAGUCUGCGCGUUUACAGCUUCAUGUCGACCCGCAAGAUUCCGACACAGACAUCCCUGUGGAAGCAGAGCAACAGCAGCAGCAACCCGGUGAUACUCCCGAGUUUAUCGACUCCGAAGAGAGCGACUGGAGCGACGGGGAGACGAGCAGAGAACAGGGGCCUUCAGCGACAGAAGAUGAGGCCCCUGCUCCUGUAAAGGGACCCGUUGACUUGCGAAACCUCGAAGGAUCAUCCUUACCGGCGUCAGUUGUGAACAAAGCGGUGAGCACGGUUGGAGUUAUCCGCACUGGUCUGUGUGAGCACGCGAGCUCGCUUCAUAGGAAGCUGGAGCUACACCUGAUAACUAAAAAUCAUCUUAUGAGUUGCUGCAUAUUUUUCCAGAUUACAAAGAUCAACAAGCGAUAUGAAAAGUGCGGGGAGACAGCCAGGAAAAUGACACGCUCAGAGGAGGAACUCAUCAGCAGUGUCGUUAGUCGCUGGGAGCAGGCGGGUUUCCCGCCUUUCAAGAUUGAAGGGAUGACAGUAAACCCGGAAGAGCAAGGAAUCAUGCUACACAACGAAGCCUUGACUCCUAAUCUCGUGAACGUUUUCUUGAAGGCCCUCGAGGUGAGCGCCAUGUCACAGCCUUGUAAAUGCAUCAAAGUCGAGCUGCAGCUUCACACGCAGGCCGCAGCUGCCGCUGCACACCCAACUGACAGUUCUUCGGUUUCUGUGAAGCUGUGCUGUUGUGCAUGUGGCCUUGCAGAUCAACAAGACACCCCUGACGACGCCAAAGUACAUGUGCUGCCUCAUAGCUCCCCCCCAUGA
This is a messenger RNA of Eimeria tenella, 1368 nucleotides long. RefSeq lists its product as uncharacterized. The record is from RefSeq and is a predicted model, not a curated record. NCBI's taxonomy places the organism in Eukaryota, Apicomplexa, Conoidasida, Eucoccidiorida, Eimeriidae. Bases 1 to 1368 code for a protein of 455 amino acids. The transcript is spliced from 4 exons.